Messenger RNA from Symphalangus syndactylus (siamang), 6533 nucleotides. It is a transcript of the gene JAKMIP3, whose product is annotated as Janus kinase and microtubule interacting protein 3. Gene Ontology annotation, molecular function: kinase binding; microtubule binding. The record is from RefSeq and is a predicted model, not a curated record. Lineage: Eukaryota; Metazoa; Chordata; Mammalia; Primates; Hylobatidae.
GGCCAGGCAGCAGGGGGUUGGCAUGUCAGCACUGCUCCACGUGUGUGCACACCCAACCGGGCUGUGACAGCACCCGGGCUUGGCCCCAGUUUUGCUCUGAGAUUGGAGUAGACACUGAAAGCAGGGAGAAGCCAGGCAGUGGGGGCAGGCACUUCUGAGCCUGUGAGGGCAGCGGGAUGCCUUCCUGGGCCCCCAAGAGUGCAGGGAUGCCUGGGUCCACAGCCAUGGUUUUGGCAGCUGCAACUGAGCCUGGAGGAUGGGGGUCGCAGGGCUCCUGCCUUCUCCACGGAGUGGGAGGCCCAGGUCCACAGCUGUGACUUGGGUGGCUGCAGCUGAGCCUGGGAGCGCAGGGCUCCUGCCUGCUCCCAGCCCCCCUAAGAACACAGGGAGGCCCAGGUCUGCAGCCAUGACUUGGGCAGCUGCAGCUGUGCCUGAGGGGGUGGGCAGGGCUCUUGUCUGCUCCUUGCAGUGGCAGGCCCCGGUCUGCAGCCACAACUUGGCUGGCUGUGGCUAUACCUACAGAGCUCCUGCCCCAUCAACUCAGAAGGGGCAGGGAUCCCACUCGUCCCUGGCUCCCGCCGGCUCUGUGGAGUAUGCAGCCCAUAUGCAGCCCCAGCCACACCUCCCCACUGUACCCAGCGUGAUGGCAGCCACCGCUCCAGAUGGGCCACCUCUGCCAUCAUCACUAUCACUCAGAGUCCAUGUUAGGGUCCAUUCUUGGUUUUGGACAUUCUAUGGGUUUGGACGGAUGUGUAAUGACACGUACCCACCAUGACAGUAUCACGCAGAGCACUUUCACUGCCCCAAGUCCUCUAUCCUCUGCCUGUUCCUCCCUCCCUCCCGUCCCCUGGCAACCACUCAUCUUUUUACUGUCUCCAUAGUUUUGCCUCUUCCAGAAUGUCAAAGAGUUGGGAAAGAGAGGAUUCGGGAUCGGCUGCUCAUGAGGAUGAGACGGCAAAGGCUGGAAGGAGGGAGAUUCCCUCUAUGGGAGUCUUCCAUGAUUACGCAUGAGGAGGUGGGAGAGGCGUUGCUAGGAAGCAUGUUCCGGGUGCUCCUCUGGCUGCACAUGCGCAGUAGCUGUCCACGCUUGUUCCUAACGUCGCCUGUCUCACUAGCAUCUUCAAUGCUAGGGUCGGUCUGAGGACAGCGUCGAAAGCGGCUUCCAGCAGAGGACACUUGGGAGGGACACAGCCACACCCAGGACCCAAGGCCCAGGUGAAUGAGAAGAUGUAGUGGACACCCCAGCGCCCGGGUGACACCUGCUGGGAGCUUGGCGUGGACACCCCAGCCACCCCCAGCCCAGCCGGAGCACCCUACCCCUGGGCACCCCCUGGCCAUCCAGCCUCACCAUGUCCAAGAGGGGCAUGGGCAGCCGGGCCAAGGGGGACAAGGCAGAAGCCCUCGCGGCGCUGCAGGCGGCCAACGAGGAUCUUCGAGCCAAGCUUACAGACAUCCAGAUCGAGCUGCAGCAGGAGAAGAGCAAGGUCAGCAAAGUGGAACGCGAGAAGAACCAGGAGCUGCGGCAGGUGCGCGAACAUGAGCAGCAUAAGACCGCGGUCUUGCUCACGGAGCUCAAGACAAAGCUGCACGAGGAGAAGAUGAAGGAGCUACAGGCCGUGCGUGAGACACUGCUGCGGCAGCACGAGGCCGAGCUGCUCAGGGUCAUCAAGAUCAAGGACAAUGAGAACCAGCGGCUGCAGGCGCUGCUCAGUGCCCUGCGUGACGGCGGCCCCGAAAAGGUCAAGACCGUGCUGCUGUCUGAGGCCAAGGAGGAGGCCAAGAAGGGGUUCGAGGUGGAGAAGGUCAAGAUGCAGCAGGAGAUCUCCGAGCUCAAGGGCGCCAAGAGGCAGGUGGAGGAGGCGCUGACGCUGGUGAUCCAGGCGGACAAGAUCAAGGCCGCGGAGAUCCGCAGCGUGUACCACCUGCACCAGGAGGAGAUCACCCGCAUCAAGAAGGAGUGUGAGCGGGAGAUCCGCAGGCUGAUGGAGGAGAUAAAAUUUAAAGACAGAGCAGUCUUCGUGCUGGAGAGAGAGUUAGGGGUUCAAGCCGGGCAUGCUCAGAGACUGCAGCUCCAAAAAGAGGCUCUAGAUGAGCAGCUGUCCCAGGUCCGAGAGGCCGACCGGCAUCCGGGCAGCCCCAGACGGGAACUUCCUCAUGCAGCUGGUGCAGGAGACGCUUCAGACCACUCGGGAAGCCCUGAACAGCAGUUGGAUGAAAAAGAUGCCCGGCGCUUCCAGCUUAAAAUCGCAGAGUUAAGUGCGAUUAUCCGCAAACUGGAGGACCGUAACGCCUUGCUGUCGGAAGAGAGGAAUGAGCUGUUAAAGCGUGUAAGAGAAGCCGAGAGUCAGUACAAGCCUCUGCUGGAUAAAAACAAGCGCCUCAGUCGCAAGAACGAGGAUUUGUCUCACGCUUUACGCCGAAUGGAAAACAAGUUAAAAUUUGUCACCCAGGAGAACAUAGAAAUGAGACAGAGAGCCGGAAUCAUACGGCGACCCAGUUCCUUGAACGACCUGGAUCAAAGUCAGGAUGAGAGAGAAGUCGACUUCUUGAAGCUUCAGAUUGUGGAGCAGCAAAACCUCAUAGAUGAACUGUCUAAGACCCUUGAGACCGCUGGCUACGUGAAGAGCGUGUUAGAGCGGGACAAGCUGUUAAGAUUCCGGAAGCAAAGAAAGAAAAUGGCAAAACUUCCCAAGCCGGUUGUUGUGGAGACCUUCUUUGGAUACGAUGAAGAGGCUUCCCUGGAAUCCGACGGUUCCUCCAUCUCUUACCAAACAGACAGGACGGACCAGACCCCGUGCACCCCAGACGAUGACUUGGAGGAGGGCAUGGCCAAGGAGGAGACGGAGCUGAGGUUCCGGCAGCUGACCAUGGAGUACCAGGCCCUGCAGCGCGCCUAUGCCUUGUUGCAGGAGCAGGUUGGAGGGACGCUAGACGCAGAGCGAGAAGUUAAGACCCGUGAGCAGCUACAAGCCGAAGUGCAGAGGGCGCAGGCGCGGAUACAGGACCUGGAGAAGGCCCUGGCGGAGCAGGGGCAGGAUAUGAAGUGGAUUGAAGAGAAGCAGGCGCUGUACCGGAGAAACCAAGAGCUUGUGGAAAAGAUCAAACAAAUGGAGGCGGAAGAGGCUCGGCUCAGACACGAGGUGCAGGACGCCAGAGACCAAAACGAGCUGCUGGAGUUCAGGAUCCUGGAGCUUGAGGAGAGGGAGAGGAAGUCACCCGCCAUCAACUUCCACCACACACCCUUCGUGGACGGGAAGAGCCCCCUCCAGGUGUACUGCGAGGCCGAAGGCGUGACGGACAUUGUGGUCGCGGAGCUGAUGAAGAAGCUGGACAUCCUGGGCGAUAACGCCGUAAGUAACUUGACCAAUGAGGAGCAGGUGGUUGUCAUACAAGCCAGGACAGUCCUGACCUUGGCUGAAAAGUGGCUCCAGCAGAUUGAGGAGACAGAGGCGGCGCUGCAGCGGAAGAUGGUGGAUCUGGAGACCGAGAAGGAGCUGUUCAGUAAGCAGAAGGGCUACCUGGACGAGGAGCUGGACUACCGGAAACAGGCCUUGGACCAGGCCAACAAGCACAUCCUGGAGCUGGAAGCCAUGCUGUAUGAUGCCCUGCAGCAGGAGGCCGGGGCUAAGGUGGCUGAGCUGCUGUCAGAGGAGGAGCGCGAAAAGCUCAAGGUGGCCGUGGAGCAGUGGAAGCGCCAGGUCAUGAGUGAGCUGCGCGAGCGGGACGCCCAGAUCCUGCGGGAGCGUAUGGAGUUGCUGCAGCUGGCUCAGCAGAGAAUUAAAGAGUUAGAAGAAAGAAUAGAAGCUCAAAAGAGACAAAUAAAGGAACUGGAGGAAAAGCUUUCAUUCUCUGGUCAUAGUCCGUCUUGGCACCCUGACGUGCCCCACAUUGAAUUGGACCCUUUUCCUCCAGUGGGACCAGAGAGCAGGGACAAAAUGGGACAUCGCGUCUCCAUCCUGAAGACCCAGGGGGAUUUGGUCUCUGCACGCCAGUCCCGUGGAGGAAGAGUGAGAAGGGGCAGCGUGUGCGGCGCGGAGCUGCCGUCCACGUGGGAUGUGCCAGAACUAGAACUGGCUCUGCCGACUUCUUGGGGGCUUCUCCGGGACAGGCCCGACCUUGGCUGCUGGACCCUGGGUCCCUUCUCCCGGAUGGCAGCCCCCAUCCCAGUUCCAGGGAUGUGUAGCAUUCCCUGCCAAGCAGGGGUGAGAACUGCUUCUGUGCAGAAGCACCAGCUGCGGGUCCCCUCCUCUCUCUUGGUUCUCACAGUAGCUGCCACUGGUGUCUGGAGGAUGAUUUUCAGAAACAACAGAGGCUUGGCCCGAUGACAAGAUGAAAGCUGUGACCUUCAUUCAAGGGAAUCUGGAGGCUCCCUGGGAUGGUCCUGGGAGGGCUCCCUGACACCUCAGGGGCCUCUCCGAUGCUGCAAUGUGUUGCUAGGGUCCUGAGCACCUGCUGGCCAACAGACCCCACAUCCACCCUCGUUCAUCGUCAUCUCUGUGGGGACAGACGAGCCGUGGCUGCUGCGGGCCACGUGGUGCCAUCAACCCUCUGCCUCCCUACCCAACCUGAGACAGGAAGGCCAAGAUCCCGCCCAAGCAGCCAGCUGGGAGCACCGUGGGACUGAGCCAAGGAAGGCGUGGGGAGCGUGGUGACAGGAGGUGGGACGAGGGGGCAGAGCUGGCUGGAACACGGAUGCCAAAGGCUGCCUCCGUAGUGCAUCUCCAGAAGUCUCAGAGGCCUUGGGUGCCCAGAGCCACCUGGCCUGGAAGCCCCUGCACGGGCCAGCCCUGAAGGCCGUGGACCCCGGCGGGCACCGAAGCCUCACCCCAAGCCUUCGCACACAAGGAGCAGCCCAGGUGGGGACGGUGGGCACAAGAAGGGAGCGGCUGGGACGGCCUUUUCCCGCCCGCUCUGUGUGGGGACACUGCACGAGCCGUGGAGCAAGAGGCUGACAGGUCCCCUGGAGCACGUUCUUCAGGCGCAUCAUGGACAAGGCGUCGUCCUCGUGUGGGUCCGGACCUGGGUACCCAGCAGGAUCUGGCUCCUGUGUCCACCAAGUGCGCCCAGUCACAGCCUCAGGCCAGAAAGUUCGCUGCAGAGGUUCAUUCUAGAAGGAGCGAGAGACCAGCAGUCCCAGCCCUGUCCAAGGACGCCCGCUGCUUGGCACACGAGGGGACCGCAGGCCCACCAUCCCUCAGGACAUGGCUCCCAAGUCCCCAGGGAUUUCUGGUCCCACAGCAAGAGCCGGAGCUCCAAGCAUAACAUCUCUAACUGUGCAGCAAGGAUGGCGCAGCCAGAGGUCGGGAGCUCCACAGCCUCCAGGGUCUCCCGAGGGUGGCUGGGGGCAGGGAACGCCCCGCAGCGCAACAACACACACGGCGCGGACAUACGCACCUCCCCGCCAUACGCACCUCCCCGCCGAGGCUUCCCGGCUGCGUCACUCCCACCCCCUGUGGGCCAGGCCUCACAGCAGGGGCAGCGGACCAUCCAGGCCAUGCUGCCAUGCUGAGCCCCGAGCACAUUCCCACAACAGGUCACAGAGGGGACGCCAGGCUAGAGGGGGGCCUGGGGAGCAGGGCCCUCCACAGCCACCCUCGGUGACAUCUGGGACUGGGACAUCAGUGGAUGGCAGCCCUGGAUGGAACCGUUUCCUGGGUACUGGACCUGGAGGUCACUCGGAGCUUCUCCCGCUCCCAGCGUGUGCCCAUGGGGCGGUCAGAGUGGACAGGCCGCACCAUCAUCAGGGAAGGGCAGCCGGCCAGCAACGUGCAGACUGUGCCUCAGGCCUGUGGGCACGGUGGGGACAGAGGUGGGCGGGCGCUGCUCCGCUCGGGGGCUAACAAGCUACAGGCGCAUCGUGGACAAGGUGUCUGUACAGCUCUGCACAGAAGACCGUUCUCAGCCAGUCCUGCCAGCCUCGCAGGAUCAGGGAGUGAGUCUCAAAUGCUAGACCAGAUAGGAAAACAUGUGUGAGCCAAUUGGCCCCAAGCAUCACGUUGCACCAGAUGCUCGCGGAGGGCUGUCGCCCGACCCUGCAGCUACCCCAGGAGUGGGGAGACCUGUGAGCAGAAACCUGUCCCCACUGGAGCACCGGAAGCAAUGCCUUCUUGAGCAUGUUCAGUCGAGUGAGGAGAGGAGAGCGAUGCCUUCGCAGGCUCCCUUGGGGGAGGUUACGGAGCGGGAACUUUGGGCCGAGGCCACCAGCCCACAGGGCUCCUCUGAAGCGAGGCGGCUGUCAUCCUCUCGGGAUCCUCUCCCACCGUGUCUGCUCCGAGCGCGCAGUCUCCAGUGAUCCCACAUUGCAUUCGCUCAUCCUGUCUCUGUAGUGCCUGCCAUCAGUGACAGUUUUUUAGUUCUUCCUCGUCACUCUUGGCCUUGAUGCUUGGAUAAGAACUGGCCGGUUAUUUUGUAGAAGGUUCCUCGGGGGAUCUGCCUGGCCUGUGGUUCCCUGGAGAUGAUGCAUCUGGGGGGAAUGUCCCAGGAGUGAUGGACCCUCAGUACCACACCAGGGUGCCCGAGAGAGGAAGCAGUGC